AAGCCCCCACUCUCCAGGCUAUCAUAUAUCAACGUUCAAUCGACAGCCUCUGAAGGGGGUGGGGUAUUACCGAAAAGUCAAUCGCACGGUUGAGAAUCAAGAUGGAACAAGAACCAUGCGAGCGGUGUCAGACAGCCGUUGAUUUGUUGCACCCAAUCGAUCCCGAAGUCCUCCAUUCCAAUUAUGUACCCUCCGAAACGGAAGUUACCUUUGGGUUACAGGAGCUGAAUCAGUGCGAAGCCAAGAUCACUGAUCUACGUCGACAGUUGGAACAGUUGGAAGUCCGCAGACUGCAUUGUCGCUCCAUCGUCUCUGCUCAUCGGAGGGUUCCAGUCGAAAUCUGGGAAAUCAUCAUUAUACUCGCAUGUAGCUCGGAUAAAAAUGGGUAUUCUCUUAUCAUCGAAAACCGCUCGAAAAACAACCUGGUCAAGGUUCCCAUCACACUUUCUCAUGUCUGCUCUCGGUGGAGGACUAUUGUUGUUGGAUUCCCCAGUCUUUGGUCUUCAAUCUCUAUCAAUUUCGACUCAAAACUUCCCAUGGGUAGUCAGAAUCUCCUCGAAACCUUCCUCACCAACUCUGCGGAUUGCCCUUUGGAUAUCCGCAUCGUAACAAAACAACUGUUAUGCGAUUGGUCCGAAAAUAGGUUAUCCACCUUAAAGAAUCUGACAUGUCAUUUUCCACGAUGCAACCGACUAUCCAUCUACACCUAUGACAACACCCUCUUUAACGGUUUUCAAGGACUGCACUUGACGUUUCACAAUCUAUUAUCUUUACGCCUCGCAUUCCAGUUUGGCCGAUUGGAGCGAGAUAACCCAGUGUGGCACGCGCUGCUUCGCUCGACCUCAAAGUUGACGAAAGCAACAAUACUAGUGAAUGACCCCUGGUAUCCUCGUAAUCUCCUCCCCUACCAACAACUCACUACGUUAACGACGUCCAUUACCGCCUUCGGUAGGCGUAGUGUUGGAGACCUGCUCCGAGCGUUGGAGGCAUGCAAUAAUCUUCGUUCUUUAACAUUACUAGCAGUUCAACGUGACAUUCGAGACUAUUCUCUAGAAAUCGCCAGCCGUCAUGUGGUGAUGCCCUCACUUCAAACACUGGUUAUCCGAAUUAAAUGUUGCAUGGAGGAUACAGAGUGUGGGUUACUCCGUAUAUUCCUUUUGUCCCUUGUGGUUCCUAAUGUUUCGAGCUUCGAGCUUCGUUCCAGCUGUUCAUGCUGCAAAGACCCUUAUUCAUCUCGAACGACCUGGCAGGCUCCAUCACUCCUCACUAUGCUACAACAAACAUCCACAUCCCUACAACACAUGUCGCUCAACCUCACUGCUGUUCAUAUUCGUGACGCCUGGGAACCCCUCUCCUCGGUAUUAAAAGCCACACCACACCUAACCCACUUUGAAAUAGGAGGCGGACAAGUAGUGGUACAUGAUUACGGAGACCAUCGUCGUGGCUGGGAUACUUUCACCGUCACGUCGUCAAUCACCGCCCUCACCGACACAUCUCGAAAUACCCUCCUCCCUAACCUCGAGUGUCUAACCAUCCACCACAUCACAAUGAAGUCGGAAGACAUGUGUCAAAUCCUUGCUUUGGCGGCGUCGAGGAGUCCAAGCCGCUUUUCUGCUGUUGAUGGUAUUCAACAUCCGUUAACGAAGCUUCGCAUUGUGUGCCAUGAACAUGUCGGAUACUCGCAAUUCCAAUGGGAGCCUCAUAUGCUAGAGAUGAUACGGGAACUGGAGGCGGAUGGGGUGAAGGUGGUCUUUGAGAGAACGGAAGCGUAUGAUGACUAUGAUCCAACGGCAGAGCUCAAAUCUUCUUUCGAGUGGUGACACGUGACAGGUCUUUCUGAUGGAGCUUAUGGACUCCCGGUCCGCUGAAUAAACUGAGUUAGUACACAGCUUCGAAUAUUUUGAUUUCCAUUCAGUAGAAGCGAUAUACAUGCAUCAAUACAUCGAGAAUUACAGUGAGAAAGAUGA
Molecule: messenger RNA, 1967 nt
Organism: Marasmius oreades (fairy-ring Marasmius)
Lineage: Eukaryota; Fungi; Basidiomycota; Agaricomycetes; Agaricales; Marasmiaceae
Exons: 2
Coding region: 102-1820 (572 amino acids)
Source: RefSeq, a predicted model, not a curated record